Molecule: messenger RNA, 1503 nt
Organism: Pteropus alecto (black flying fox)
Lineage: Eukaryota; Metazoa; Chordata; Mammalia; Chiroptera; Pteropodidae
Gene: S1PR5
Product: sphingosine-1-phosphate receptor 5
Exons: 2
Coding region: 101-1288 (395 amino acids)
Biological process (GO): G protein-coupled receptor signaling pathway
Cellular component (GO): membrane
Molecular function (GO): sphingosine-1-phosphate receptor activity
Source: RefSeq, a predicted model, not a curated record
GCUCCAGCCCCGCCCCCAGAGCUGUGACCUUUUACUCGGCUCCAGGCUGCGCGACUACGCGGGGCGCACGACCAGGGUGCAGGCCUUGGGCGAGUGGCCCAUGGAGCCAGGGCUGCUGAGGCCGGCGCCGGUGAGCGAAGUCAUCGUCCUGCACUACAAUUACACCGGCAAGCUCCGCGGUGCGCGCUACCAGCCCGGCGCCGGGCUCCGCGCCGACGCUGUGGUGUGCCUGGCCGUGUGCGCGCUCAUUGUGCUGGAGAACUUGGCCGUGCUCUUCGUGCUCGGACGUCACCCGCGCUUCCAUGCGCCCAUGUUCCUGCUCCUGGGAAGCCUCGCACUGUCCGACCUGCUGGCCGGCGCUGCCUACGCCGCCAACAUCCUGCUGUCAGGGCCUCUCACGCUGCGCCUUUCGCCCGCGCUCUGGUUCGCACGCGAGGGCGGCGUCUUUGUGGCGCUCGCCGCAUCAGUGCUGAGCCUCCUUGCCGUCGCGCUGGAGCGCAGCCUCACCAUGGCGCACCGGGGACCCGCACCAGCCUCCCGUCGCGGGCGCAUACUGGCACUGGCGGCUGCAGUCUGGAGCAUCUCGCUGUUCCUCGGGCUACUGCCCGCGCUGGGCUGGAAUUGCCUGGGCCACCUGGACGCCUGCUCCACUAUCCUGCCGCUCUACGCCAAAGCGUACGUGCUUUUCUGCGUGCUCGUCUUCCUCAGUAUCCUGACUGCCAUCUGUGCACUUUAUGCACGUAUCUACUGCCGGGUGCGCGCCAACUCCCGGCGCCUGAGAGCGCGCCCUGGGGUUGUUGGGGGCCCCUGCAGCGGGGCGCGCCGCACGCCGCGCUCGCUGCCGCUGUUGCGAACGCUCAGCCUAGUGCUUCUGGCCUUCAUGGCGUGUUGGGUCCCCCUCUUCCUACUGCUCUUGCUCGACGUGGCUUGCCCGGCGCGUGCCUGUCCGGUGCUCCUGCAGGCGGACCCCUUCCUGGGCCUGGCCAUGGCCAACUCACUUCUGAACCCCAUCAUCUACACGCUCACCAACCGCGACUUGCGCCACGCGCUCCUGUGCCUCAUCUGCUGCGGCCGCCGCCCCUGGGGCCGAGGCCCCGGCGCCUCCCAGCGAUCCGGGAGCGCUGCUGGGGCUUCGGACGGCUUGCACCCCUGGCUGCCUCCCGGCCUGGAUGGCAGCACCAGCCGCUCUGAGCACUCGUCGCCCCAGCGGGACCAGCUGGAAACCAGCGGCUCCACUGGCGCGCCCACAGCCGCCGGGACCCUGGUACCCGCAACGGCCGCAGACUGACACUCUGACUUGCCACUACUCUCCCUAAGAGCUGUUUUGCAGACUUUUUAUUUUUAAAUAAUGGAAUUUAUAGGAAGAGCAGCCGAAGAUUGUGGAGGGAGAAGGUUUAUUCACUUGUUCCCAUGCUACAAAAUUCAUAAAGCACCAGUUCUCCUUCUCAGAUGUGAUCACUGUGGGGACUCCUGGGAAAAUUCCAGAGCUAUUCUAUGAAUAAA